AUGGAGGAUUUACUUCACGAUUAUUUAAUUGUUGAUACAAAUAUUUUUCUUCGUGAUACUGGAGCAAAACUAAAUCGAUUUGCACAUCAUAUUGUUACAGUUGAAGAUGUAAUUAAAGAAGUAAAGGAUGAAGUAUCACGACACAGACUAGAAACCCUACCAUAUGACUUAGAAUUAUCUGAACCUAAACAAGAAGACAUUGACUACACUGUUAGAUUCUCAAAAGAAACUGGAGAUUAUAGAAAUUUAUCAUUACAAGACAUUAAGGUUAUUGCUCUUGCUGUACGCUAUGUUAGAGAAAAAUUACCAUUUCUUGAACUUGCAAAACAUCCUGGAGACUCAAGAAAAGUGAUGAAUGAACAAGAACGAUUAAAAAAAAUUCAUGAAAUGAAACAAACUAAGUCUAGUAAGAAAGAAGAAAAAGAAACACAGAAGAAUGAUGAAGAGCAUAAAUCAUUAACAUGGACUGUUCCUGUAAAAAGUGAGGAAGUUAAAGGAACGGAAGACCCAAGAUUUCCAAAAUUAGGGGAAAUGUUAAAUGCAAAAACAAGACCUAAAAUUGUUACUCAAUAUGAUUAUGAUCCAGAAGAAGAAGAGCAUAAAGAAAAAGUUGAUGUAUUUGCAGAAACAGAUAAAGAAAAUGAAGAAGAUAAAGGAUAUAAUGAUUAUAAUGAUUAUAAUGAAAUAUUUGAAGAAGAAGAAAUAGAAGAAGAAGAAAAUGAAGAAGAAGACACAGAAGAAACAUUAAUAAAAGAAGAAGACAAUAAAGAAGAAAUAAAAGAAGAGGAGGAUAAAGAUAUUGGUAAAGUUCGAAUUGAACCAAAUGAAGAUAGUCAAAGAACAGAAUUUAUUGUUACUAAAGCACCAAUUAAAAAAGAAAAAGAGGUUGAAGUUGAUGAAGAUGGGUUCAUUAGUGUAAGUAAAGGCAAGAAAAAAGAAAAUAAAAAGAAAGAUGAUGGGUUUGGAGAAUGGAUCACACCAACAAACUAUCAUCAAUUAACAAAGAAAACAACAUUUGAAAAAAACGCAAUUAAACCAUUACGUGUUGUUUGUAUGACUUCUGAUUAUACAAUGCAAAAUGUAAUGAUGCAAAUGGGAAUUCGAGUGAUGUCUGUUGAAGGAAAAAUGAUAAGAAAAAUAAUGAAAUGGAUGUUAAAAUGCCUUAUUUGUCAAGAACAAAUUUUUGAUAUGACAAAAAUGUUUUGUCCAAAAUGUGGAUAUCAUGAUUUAAGACGUAUUUCCUAUUAUGUAUUAGCAAAUGGAUCAAUUAAAGAAAACUUUAAUGCAAAUAAAACACUUAGUAAACGUGGUAGAAUUUAUAAUGUUACUGUUCCUAAAGGAGGUAAAGAUAAAGGAAUUAUAUUGACUGAAGAUGUUUACAAUGAACGUAUUAAAGCAGCAAAAAGAACAGCAAAAAAACAUAGUAAAAUUACUGAUGGGUUUGGAGUUGCUACUCUUGCAGAGAAAUCUGUAGUCAUUGAGAAUGGAAGAAAGAAUCCUAAUGUUGCAAGAAGAAAAAUAGGAAAGAAAAAUAAAAGACUUCAAAAAGAUUAUUAA
Entamoeba histolytica HM-1:IMSS is the source of this 1557-nucleotide messenger RNA. RefSeq lists its product as uncharacterized. Gene Ontology annotation, molecular function: RNA endonuclease activity. Gene Ontology annotation, cellular component: preribosome, small subunit precursor. Lineage: Eukaryota; Evosea; Mastigamoebida; Endamoebidae. Gene Ontology annotation, biological process: maturation of SSU-rRNA; ribosomal small subunit biogenesis. The coding region runs from base 1 to 1557 and encodes 518 amino acids. The record is from RefSeq and is a predicted model, not a curated record. The transcript has a single exon.